Mizuhopecten yessoensis (Yesso scallop) is the source of this 6212-nucleotide messenger RNA. Its product is annotated as thyroid adenoma-associated protein homolog. Gene Ontology annotation, cellular component: cytosol. NCBI's taxonomy places the organism in Eukaryota, Metazoa, Mollusca, Bivalvia, Pectinida, Pectinidae. Gene Ontology annotation, biological process: tRNA methylation. The record is from RefSeq and is a predicted model, not a curated record. Bases 119 to 6079 code for a protein of 1986 amino acids. The transcript is spliced from 41 exons.
AAUGGCAGCCUCCAUGAUGAACGUGGAGCAUCCGAUAAAACGAAGUUUUGAGACAAUUUGAUGACAUAUUUGACCGAAAUAUUUCCAAAUAUUUGAGCACAUACCUUUUUAGACGAAUAUGGCGUCCUCGUCACAAAGAUCAGCACUGACAGCUGACGAUCAUCUCGAUGAGGAAUAUGUCAAGUACCUCCAGAAACAGCUCUUGCUAACCAAUGAACAGGGUGGUUUUAUGCUGGAAUUGAGACUGCUGUUUGGAAAAAGUGAUGUCAAGGAACAAAUACCAAUAUUAAAAGAUAUGUGUGCAGGUUUAAAAGAACAGCUGGCUGAUGAGGAAAUUACUUUACCAUUGCAAGUAUUGGUCAAUGUCUAUCUCAACUGUCAACCAAAACAUCCAGUGAAGAGGAUAUUAGCCAGCACUUUCCAGAAUUAUCCCCCCUGUAUCAGAGAGGGGUCUAUGAAGGUGUUAACCACACAGCUACAAACAAAAAUGACUGCCUGUCAGACAAACGCUAACUCAGGUGUAACUCAAUGGAGGUCAGUUGUGGACAUGGUGUCCAGUUUGAUGGAGAACUUUAAACUCGGUGAAAACUGUCUCCAACUUAUGAGUUUACCAGUGGUGAAGUUUCUGGGUGAAGCACUGUCUCGGUUCAUCAAACUUUUCAGCUCCAGCAUGUCUCCUGUCAAGCGAAACGAAAUGAUGCACAAUUGCCUUGCAACUUUACAAACAACCAAUAGAAUGCUGCAGAAAUGUCACAUGACUUUACUAGAGACUUUGACUGAAUCUGAGUCACAGAAAUGUUUCCAAGAAUAUGCUGGAACAUUUAUGGCAUCAAAUAUGGAAAUACUAAAAUCAGGUAACUUUAUGUUGGACUGUAAGACAAGCUGUGGUAUGAAUCUAGCCUUGCUGCUCAAACUGAUCUGCCCACAGGAGGUUGUCACCCAGCUAUUACCGACUGUAUUCCGGAGACCUGUAGUCCAGGCCCUACAGUACCCCUGGUUUGAGCGGUGUGGCCUAUAUACCCUGACCAACAACACACUGACCCCCACCGGUCAUCUUUGUCUCUGUCAUGGUCUCUUUGCGCUACUUGACCCAGCUGACCUCCUUUAUGAGUUCACAGACAACACCUGUCUCCUACUGGACGUUUUCUUAGACGAGUUUCUCCAGCUGAAUUCUCAGUGUGAGGACACGAGCAGUAAGUUACUACUGGCUAAGUCUGUAUGUCUGUGGACUGUCCGGGCCAGUGCUUGUUUGAAAACUGAUUGUGUCUCUCCUGCUGUGAGGUCAAGGUUGAAAGGUGAAGAGGUCACUCUACAGAAAGUCCUACAGUAUGUAUGGGCCACUUGGGAGGAUACUGUGGACGCAAUAAGGUUAAAUGCAAGGGACACAUUUACAAAUUCACUGAAAGUUCACUCACUGGCUCAGCAGACUGAUCCCAGCCAGGACAGGUUUCUGCUGGAACUUGCCCGUACUCUCAUUCUCGACAUCAGCUGGUCAUGCAAGGGGAAGUAUGGCAGUCUGUGUGGAAUUGUGGGAUAUGUUGGCACCUCUCACUUCCUGUCAGUUUUACCCAGCAUGCCCAGGGACAUCCUGGAGCAAAUGAAGGAACAAACCUUAGCCUGUUAUGCCAGUGAGCUGUAUCAGAGAAUAGGCGAGACCCACAAGGGGGAUCUGCAUCUGAUGGAAGGGCCCGACCACCAGACCACGUGGCUGAGCCUGUGGGUGGACCCUGUGCUGGAAGUACUGUCGGGCAGCCAUAAACUCCACAAGCUACAUGUUAUGGAGUACAUCCUGCCCAAGCUAUUGAAGGAUGGAAAGGCGACACUCUAUCACAUGGUUCAGCAGCUGACCAAGAACACUGGAAAAGAUUCCUCUGAACAUCGCCUGGGAGCCUUAGUGACUUGUCUGAGGAGAGCUCGAGUUAUGGGACUUCUUCAGAACCAGGAGUCAGGAUCCCAGGAGUGCUUGUAUGGAGCUGUCAGUGUUGCAGUAAUCAAACAAGCCAUGGCCCACACAGAUGAACAGGUGAGACUGGAUGUAAUAGCCCUACUUUGUGAGAAUCAGAGGUCAACUGAGGUCAUCAGUAAAACUGAAUUUGAUUUGCUGAGACAAUUCUUACCUUGGAACCUCAACAACCAAUCACCAUCAUUCAGACAACACCUGCUGGCCCACCUAAAAAAGUUGUUUUUUAGACUACAAGAAAGCCAGGUAACACUCCGAAGGAACAUAAAGAACAGGAAGACUAAACCAGAUGAUGGGGAGUCUUACAGAGCUUCACUUGACAGCUAUCAGGAUUUUGUGGCCUGGUUAGUGGAACACCAGUUCCUGUGUCUGUCCGGCUCAUCCUUCGCCCGUCGCACCACCUGUCUGUCCAUCCUGUCACUGGUCACUACAGCUCUUCCUUACACUGGAGAUGACCUUGGGUUUGACCUUGUAGGCUGUGUUCAUUCCCCACAUCUCCAGUCCCUCUUGGAGUGUCUUACUGACACCUUUGAGGAAAACAAGAUGGAGGCCACAAAGAUCCUACAGUACUGUUGUCAGCACAUUGGAGGCAGACAGGGAGUUUCAGAUUUAGAGCCUCUCUUUGACACAGCCUUGACCUUGGCAGCAUCAACACGACCCCAGGACUGUACCACUGCUGCAUAUCUCCUCAAAGUUAUUCUGGUCCAACAAGAAAUCUAUGACAUUCUGAAAAACUCUGACAGAUAUCAGUCCAAACUCUUCCUAACAAAGCACAGGGAAACCUUCUGUCUGCCAUCAGUGGACAACAACCAAUCAGGACGAAGUCUACUGUUGCUAUGGAUACUGUUGUCAUACCUACAGGACCAGAAGGAGGUUGCUAAGGGUAGUCUUAUCAUGGCCGCAGCUAAUCGACCGCUGUAUCCCACUCUACACUGUAUCCGAUACCUCCUGUUUGAUGUGGCACUUAAAAAUCUUCCUCAGGACCAGUCUCUUCCAUAUUGGCAGUCCUUCAUACAAGACCUCAUCACAACUUGUCUGGAAAUUUCAGAGAUUGUCUCCCCUGUUGUCCAUAACACUUCGCCAGAGGGCAAUGUACCUGUGGAGGCCAUUGGGGGCCUGAACCUGGAUACUCUACUUCAUCCUAACAGUUUGAAAGAUGCUGAAAGGAGUAAAGAGACAGUGAUGCUGAUGCCGGAGUAUCUUGUCGUCUGCUGCUGGAGAAACAUCAAGGAGGUGUCACUCCUCCUGGGGCAGCUCAACCUUGCUACACCCAUCUCUGACCCCCACAGGCCUGACUCUGGGGGACUUUUGUCAUGUGAUCAGAUAUUGGUGAUGGGGAAAUACUUCAGGAAACAGUUACUGGAGUCUGUACAUAGGGGUGCUUUUGAGCUGGCUUAUGCAGGUUUUGUCAAAAUGGCGGACAUGCUCUGGAGGAGUAACAUCCAGGAGCUUCAUGAGUUGCCACGGAGAUGGCUUAAGGAAGUAAUGGUGGACAUUCAAGCAGACGACCCUGACUCCAAGUUGUGCUCUACUCGUAGGAGUGCCGGGGUGCCCUUCUACAUCCAGACAUUAGUCACCACUGAGCCCACCAGUACCGGUAGGUCCUGUUUUAAACAGGCAAUGACUGAUCUCCUACAGAUGGCGCUGUUAGACAGUACAGGACUGGAGUCUGCCUCCAAUCCACAGGUCCAUGCUUUGAACACCUUGAGGUCGCUGUACCGAGACACGAGACUUGCUGAAGAUGUGGCAUCGUUUGUAGCUGAUGGACUACGAGCAGCCAUUCUAGGCUUCCAGAAUCCAUUUUGGGCUGUGCGGAACUCAGCCACUCUGCUAUUGAGUGCUCUGAUAACACGUGUGUUUGGUGUAAAGAGAAGCAAGGAUGAAGGCAGUGUGUCCAAGAAAAACUGCCAGACAGGGAGGGCCUUCUUCCACCGGUAUCCUUCACUUUACAAGUUUCUGUUGGACCAACUAGCCACAGCAACAGAAAAUAUCGGGAACUCUGAGGGUGCAUUACACCUCCAUCCCUCACUCUACCCCAUACUGAUGGUCCUUGGGAGGUUGUUCCCGUCACACCUAGAGGGCGCUGACACCAGCCUCAAUCUGGCCGCAUUUAUACCCUACGUCAUUAGAUGUAGUUCCAGUGCCGUGUACAAGACUAGGAUCAUGUCUGCCAAGGCUUUGCAGCCAUUGGUCCUCCCAGAUCAGCUGACCUCUGUACUGUCACAACUACUGGGCAUGCUCCCUGACUCUGGCAUACAAUCAACCAAUCAGAAUCUCAUUCAUGGCCUUUUACCCCAGGUCCACCAGUUGAUUCAGACUCUACCCCGUGUCAGUGAGGCGGUCAGGGUCCAGACUGGUCAUCUGUUACUAUCAAAGUGGGGCGACAAAAUCUGGCUCAUUACAAGAAGGAACACUUGUUUCAUGACAAGGACAGAAGCUCUCAAUGUCACAUGUAGCAUUCUCAAAAUCUACGAGGCAGUUGAAGAUGAAGAAAUGUUGUUGUCCCUGAAGACAAUUAGAGGAGAAUACGUGAAAGUCUUACAACAGGAACUUGAACUUUUUGACCUCAAGGAUCGUCUACAAUUGGCCGGAUUUACAGAGUUUAUAGUAGCAGUAGCUAGACUGGAACUGUUGUCCGACCAUGUAAAGGGAAGUAACUCCAGUAUACUAUCCCUCCUCAGGAGAUUGGUGCUGUGUGUGUACUAUGAGGUGAGAUUGAUAGCGCUGGUUUUUAUCAGAGACGUCUUCUGUGGUGAACAAUCUGAUGGCAGUCAGGAGGACACUUGGACACUCGUGUUCCAAGGUGUUGACGUUUUCAGGGAGUUCCGAGGAGACCAGUUGGACUGUCUGAGAUGUGAGAUUGCAGAGUCCACAGACAUCCUAAAUCUUCUGUUACAACGGGGCUUGUCAGAGGAGAAACACUACGAAUGUAUCAUUCAGGUGUUUGAGGUGUUAGCCUGUCAUCCCCUUGUCUGUUCCUGGGAUUGGAGCUCGUCAGCAGGACAGACACCAUCACAGAUACUGGCGACGUGCCUUCACAUGAUCAAGUCUAACCCGAGGGAUGAGAUCAUAGCUGCAGUGAUCCAGUUUACGGGCGUAAUGAUAAGAGGCGUGAUACGAGGCACAUAUGAUAGAUCAGGGGCAGAUAACUCUAAACAGAUACAGCAAUGGUUGAUGGUCCUUAAGGAGCACAGUUCCUCAGAGCAGUGUCCACUUCUACAGGUCAGCUGUGCCAAGGUCAUAGGUCAGAAUGUGGACCUCCUGCUGGUUGACUCGGAAAACAAACUAGGUGACCUGACCUUUGAGUUUUGGACAGUCUUGGUCAAUUUACUCCAGGAGGAUGAUGGGCAAGUAAAGCAGGUGGCUACUGAGGCUUUGUCCAAACUUUGUGAGACAAGAGGUACAGUACAACCCUUCCUAUCACUGGACCUGUUGAUUGGUCAGUUGGUCAUUUGUCAUGGUACUACGACGAGAUGGAAGGGAUGCUUGUCCACUCUGGUCAACUGGAUAAAAGGAGAGGAUUCGGACAAUAGUGAUGUUGAGGAGAGACUGUUUGACAAGGGGGAGAUGAACACCUACAGGGAGGAUGUUAUAUAUGUCCAAAUUAUCAUCAAGCAUCUGGCCACUCUUCUUCUUCAACUGACCGGUGGUCAAGAUCUAACAGAGGCUUUUUCUAACAGCAAUCAGUCUGAUGGCAUGGCAGCUAGGGGAGACAACUCUACACAUAAAAAUAGCACAAAACUUGACAAUGUGGUCAGGUAUUGUGAAAGACAUUUUCCCUCCCAAGAAAUAGACAAACAUUUUGUAAAACUACAAAAGCCUGAAACUGCUACAUUUUGUUUGUCAGAUAUGGAAACAAUAUUCAAGGAAAUCCUAGAUGUCUUAUACAAAUCUAUUGAAGCACAGGAAGUAGUGACUGUAUCAUCACCAUUCUUGGAAGUUUCAUGGUACAGGACAGUGUUUCCAAACAUCUACAGGACCCUGAAACUGAUGAGCAUGGCCCAAUGCUUGAGUGACUCACUUCGUGACCAAUGUGAUGUCAUUCGUUUGUGUAUUGUUAGUAAACUAGGGAAGCGAAGUCCAGUGAUAAACACGCUGGUAUCUAGUGCGAUGAUGUAACCGAAUCUAUAAAUAGUUCAUCAUAUAUUGAUAUAUGCCUCCUUAAAUGUUUUACUGUUUAAUCCUAAGGUAAAUAACAACAUCUGCAGUGGUGAAUUGUUUUCUCUUAAAAAAGUAAAGAAAAUAUGAUGCA